Molecule: messenger RNA, 2987 nt
Organism: Danio rerio (zebrafish)
Lineage: Eukaryota; Metazoa; Chordata; Actinopteri; Cypriniformes; Danionidae
Source: RefSeq, a predicted model, not a curated record
UUGUGAAGGAGGAGAGUGAAGAGCGGAGUGAAGAGGAGGAGAAACAUCAUGUCAAAACUACAGACAGAAAUCUGAAAAAUACUGCAAAAACAAAAGUACUGGAAAGAACAGAUGCCAAAGCGUUCACCUGCACUCAGUGUGGAAAGAGUUUCAGCCGCAAACACAAUCUGGAGAUUCACAUGAGGAUCCACACGGGAGAGAAACCCUACAAGUGUUCACACUGCAAUAAGGGAUUCAGCCUGUUAGGAAACCUGAAAAUACACGAGAGGAUCCACACUGGAGAGAAACCGUACAAGUGCUCACGGUGCGAAAGGGGAUUUGUUCAUUCCGGACACCUGAAAAAGCAUGAGCUGACUCACACUGGAGAUGAACCCUAUCACUGCACUGAUUGUGGAAAAGGUUUCACUGAUCUAUCUUCUCUACGUUCACACACACAAACCUUACAUGAUGUGGUGAUGGUAAAGGAGAAGAGUGAAGCACUGAGUGAAGAUAAGAAGCAAUAUGUCAAAACUGAAGAAAACAUUGACUUUAUAAUGGAGACAGCAGCCAUAAAAAGCUUCUCCUGCACUCAGUGUGGAAAGUGUUUCGAGCGCAGACACAGUCUCAAGCGUCACAUGAGGAUCCACACUGGAGAGAGACCUUACAGGUGUUCACACUGCGAGAAGAGAUUCAGCCUCUUAGCACACCUGAAAUCACACGAGAGGACUCACACUGGAGAGAAACCGCACACAUGUGCUCAGUGUGGGAAGAGUUUCACACAUUUGUGUUCUCUACGAAAGCACACGAACACCUAUCACAACUUGAUUGUGAAGGAGGAGACUGAAGAACUGAGUGAAGCCAAGACAAUCCACAGUAGAGUUCACACAAAUUCAUGCUCUCUGUGCGGAAAGCAUUUUACACGACACUCGAAUUUAACAGCACAUCAGAAGAUCCACGCUGGUGUGAAAGAGUUUGAGUGCCUUGACUGUGGGAAGAGUUUUAUUAGAGCUGGAGAAUUGAAACGACACCAGAGGAUUCACAGCGGAGAGAAGCCGUUCACAUGUAGUCAGUGUGGGAUGAGAUUCAAACUCUCGUCAAACCUUAAGAGACACAUGAAGAUCCACACUGGAGAGAAACCGCACAAAUGUGAUCAGUGCUGCAAAACGUUUUUAAGGGCUUCAGUGCUGAGGAGCCAUCUUAGAGUUCAUGCAAAGAAGAGGCCUUAUUUGUUUUCUUUCUGUGGAGUUUAACAACACAUUAACAAAAAAUUACGUUCCUGAAAACUCUGCUACAUAUCAAGUGGCAACCUCCCGCUCUCCCUCGAGACGCCAGUAUGGAAGUAACUGAAACUGCAUUUCAUCGACUGACCUUUGGGGGGCUGCUCCAGCAAAUUAAGAUGUCCACUGACUGCAAUGGUAAAUUGGGCAUUUUUACAGCUAAUAAAAACAUGUUUACAGCCUGCUACAAAAGCUGGCUUUGGUGCAAAUAGCUAAUAUUACCCUUCAUGACAACUGUGAGGAGAGUGAACUCAUCCGUUUACUUUUUAUUAAGUUAUAUUAAUUCUGCAUAAAUAAGGGCGUGGCCACUUGAGUGACAGCUAGGUCUUGCUGCACGCUAUCUCAUCACCUCAGCUGAUUCCGGCUGAUUAGCUGCUGAACUUGGCAUAUACAUUGUAUUUUUGUUUGGGUUAAUGUUUCUUUACACAGUCAGUCGCCAUUUGGGAUUAUUUCCAACAAUUAUCAGAUGAUAUGGCAUGCUGUGUGCACUUUAUUGUGCUCACAAACUAUUCAAGUUGCCUUCAUUUCCCAGAUGAGUGAAAUUAUAUACUGAUAUACCAUCUCUAUAAAUGUAUUUGUUUUAUUUAAGAUCAUUUAUAAUUUUUUUUAGAGCUGUAAAGCACUCUUGAAUUUGACAGAUUGAUUAGCUGCAGGCUCUAGAACAGUCAUCUGAAGCGUUGUCAUACAGUGUUAUCCUGGAUUUCAUCAAUAGUCUUGCAUGUACUAACACAGACUAUACCUGAAGUGUUUGGACGUAAUUGGCGCUCUCCUCCUGUUGAAAAACGUCAUAAGAAAAAUGUUUAGUGGCUCAAUGUGUUACAACAGUGUUUUUAUAAGUCUAAUCACUUUAUUGAGUUAGUGUACAACAAAGCACAUGUGGUCCGAACACAAACCAGACGCAGAUAAUGAAGUAUGCAGUACUCCAAAGUAAAGUCUGUCUAAGCCAGGUCCAGCAAAAUGCCAGCAGGUGUCUGUAGCUCCGCUCACUCUCCGCCUCUUUCCCCUUGGUGUUUUUUUUUUUUUUUUGCCUCUUUGCCCUUGUUUAUUUAUUUUAUUCUAUUUUAUUUUUUAUUUUUUGCCUCUUUGCCCUUGUUUGGGAUCCCGCCGUGUGUGCAAUGACGCACGAACAAAAUGUCGACGGUUGGCAGCGCCUACUUGUAGUUUCUUUUGCAGUGUUGAGAAACCCAUGGGUGACGUCACGGAUACUACCUCCAUAUCUUUUACAGUCUAUGCUCUUUAUUCAAUAGUUAAAUGUGUGUAUUUUAAUUACAACUACAUGAGUUCAAUUUUUCAGGAACAUAGUGGAAUAUUCUGGACGAAAGAAUAUGAAUAAAUGAGAAAUAUGUGAUGUACUGCACCCCUUUACCUCUCUGCGCUUCUUUGUUCCUACACACCUUGUCGUUCGCUCAGGUCAGCCGACCAGCUCCUCCUUGGUGUACCCAGGACCAGUCGAAAGCUCAGAGGGGAUCGGGCUUUUGCUGUGGUGGCAGCAAAAUUGUGGAAUGAGCUGCCGUUGUAUAUUAGACAAGUCUCUUGCAUUAUUUAUUUUAAAUCUGUUCUUAAAUCCCACUUGUUCAAUUUAGCUUUUAUCACAGCGUGAGAUUUUAUGUUUAUUUAUUUAUUUAUUUUUAAAGUAUGUGCUAUACGCUUUGUGUUACUCUCUAUUGUCAGCACUUUGGUCAACUGUGUUGUUUUAAAGUGCUUUAUAAAUAAAAUUGAAUUGAAAUUGAA